AUGGCGGGGAAGAUCUUUGGACGGACACCAGGGUCCCUCAGUGCCCCGAUAGCUGCCUUUUCGAUGGCCGUCAUCCUGUGCUCCUACUGCGUCAGUUCUAUAAACACCGCUCGCCGGGAAGCGCAGAUUCCCCCAGGGUCCGUUGAUACCCGCCACAAGCAGCCGACGUCAGACAAGGCGGGCACGCCCUCUUGGGUUCAAAAGGCACUCGAAGAAAGCCGCGAGGCAGAGAAGCGAGGUGGCUCCAAGUGACCUUGAGGGAACAGCUGUUCUGACUCUACCCGGACAUGUUGUUUGUUCUUCGCUAGGGAGAAAGGGCGCGUCUUCGGACUGGGUCUGGUGGUUCCUGGCGAACAAUUCUCUCAAGCAAUGGCGUUUCAUGGAAUAGAAACUUGACCGGGCGCUACGACUGCUCUCUGCGAGUGAUCCACGCCGAGCGGAGAUUGAUCCGUUAUCUCUGACUUUGGGACUCGUGCGCCGUGGGGUAAAAUGCUACUAGCCAAGCACCGGGAAAGCCAGAUGCUGUGGUUCAUCGGUCUCACUGUGCAAAGCACCACGUGUAGAUGGUCAAGUUGUCUACAUAUUGAAGACUGACUUUGACUAUCGAACCACGCACACAGUGCUGUAUUCAUGUCGCAUUAGCAAUCGCUAAAUGAAUUAGCCUAUUCAGAUGGAACAUUCUAUGAGGCUUCGACCAG
This is a messenger RNA of Aspergillus campestris IBT 28561, 698 nucleotides long. RefSeq lists its product as uncharacterized. The transcript is spliced from 2 exons. The record is from RefSeq and is a predicted model, not a curated record. Bases 1 to 252 code for a protein of 83 amino acids. Lineage: Eukaryota; Fungi; Ascomycota; Eurotiomycetes; Eurotiales; Aspergillaceae.